This is a messenger RNA of Ruditapes philippinarum (Manila clam), 958 nucleotides long. Its product is annotated as delta and Notch-like epidermal growth factor-related receptor. Bases 53 to 715 code for a protein of 220 amino acids. The transcript is spliced from 9 exons. Gene Ontology annotation, biological process: anatomical structure development. The record is from RefSeq and is a predicted model, not a curated record. Gene Ontology annotation, cellular component: cell surface; extracellular region. Gene Ontology annotation, molecular function: signaling receptor binding. NCBI's taxonomy places the organism in Eukaryota, Metazoa, Mollusca, Bivalvia, Venerida, Veneridae.
UAUAAGGAGGUGCCCGGGCGCGUGACAGAUUAGACAAGAAGCACUUAUAAUCAUGGGUAUUUGGUUUGUUCUUGCUUUUGUAGUACUUAUAAAUAGUGAUACGGCAUUUGGGGACUAUUGUACUUCAUAUAGGACAGAAAAUGUAGUAAGAUAUACGAGUUGCGGUUUUAUAUAUCUUAGUAGGUGUACAAGGUACAGAACGCAAAGAGUGUCUUAUCAUGAAUGUUGUUCUGGAUGGCAAGGCUCCUAUUGCUCCACUCCAAUAUGCUAUCAAUCUUGUCAAAAUGGUGGCACAUGUAUCAGACCUAAUACAUGUCAAUGUACAUCAUCAUUUAAAGGUCCACACUGUGAAACAAAAAUAACGUUACCAACUACGCCAAGUACAACUCCUGCGAUAACGACAGUAGAGGCAUUGAUGGCGACAUCAGGAUCACCAUGGAUGAUAAGUGGUAAUGAAACUUCCGUAGAGCCGCUUUCCACCUCUUGUAUCAACAAAGUCGACAACUGUGAAACAUUCAGCCAGGAUAUGUGUUCGGGUUAUCGGUCAUGGGCAAUAGAACACUGCAAAUUGUACUGCGGACUAUGUACAGAAUCACCAUGUGAAGAUAAGAUUGACAAUUGCAAGGAUAUUGUGCCAGAUAUUUGCACAUCGGCAGCAAAUGUGACAUCGGCGAAAGAAAAUUGUGCUAAAUUCUGCAAUCUUUGCGGAAAUUGAUGCUGGAAAAUGGAAAAGUCAAUUAUAGAUAUUAAGCAGUGAAAUAAGUGAAUGUCAUGUGUUGGCUUAUAUGUUAUUAUCAACAAGAUAUCCAUAACAUUUUAUUGAGUAUUUACAAAUACAUUCAAGAACAAAAUAUAAACAUUUCAUCAAAUCAAAUAUUUCCCCUUCAGUUUCUAAUUUGACAUUAUCAUCCGUACAAUAAAAUCUUCCCGGUCAAAAACCAGCUGGCAGUUAUAUACA